Messenger RNA from Chanos chanos (milkfish), 3626 nucleotides. Its product is annotated as ethanolamine kinase 1. Gene Ontology annotation, molecular function: ethanolamine kinase activity. The record is from RefSeq and is a predicted model, not a curated record. The transcript is spliced from 9 exons. Gene Ontology annotation, biological process: phosphatidylethanolamine biosynthetic process. Gene Ontology annotation, cellular component: cytoplasm. The coding region runs from base 181 to 1275 and encodes 364 amino acids. Lineage: Eukaryota; Metazoa; Chordata; Actinopteri; Gonorynchiformes; Chanidae.
CAUAGAUGGACAGGACACAAGAGAUCAAAGGUACGCGAUCAAAAAGAUGCCACAGAUAGUUCCAAAGUCAUCUUGAUGACCUGUUCUAUAAAAAAACAAAAAACCUCAACAGAACAGGUAGCUACAGAUGGGUAUAACCUGCAUCUGAAUAAAGCAGAGCUGAUUUGUUGAUGAGAAGAUAUGGAAACUCACUCUGAGGUUCAGGGGAACAAACAUCUGCACCUGGAUGUGUGUGUUGCGGAUAAGCCCCCCCACCAUGGAGUCACGGAGCUCCUGAGAAGACUCAGACCCCAGUGGCGACCAGAGGACAUCCAAAUGAAGGUCUUCACAGAAGGUAUCACAAACCAGCUAAUGGGCUUCUAUGUGGGGUCUAUGGCCGAUUCAGAUGUGGUUUUGGUGCGGGUGUACGGGCGGAUGACAGAGCUUUUUGUUGAUCGGGAUAAGGAGGUGGAGAUGCUACAGGUACUCAGCACCCAUGGCUGUGGCCCUCAGAUUUUCUGCACUUUCCAGAAUGGCAUCUGCUAUGAGUUUAUGAGAGGAGUCGCACUUGAUGACACCCUACUCAGACAGCCUGCUAUCUACAGAUUAAUUGCCACAGAAAUGGGAAAAAUCCACUCAAUAAAAUCCAGUUCAAACUCACCUGCUGAACCAGUUUUGUGGACAAAGGUAUCUCUGUUCCUGGAACUGGUCCAGAAUUCUCAGAGCGACCCUUCCGUGCAGCAGGGGUCUGUGUCCCUGUGUGAAGUUCCAAGCUUAGAGGUCCUCUUCAAAGAAAUGGAGGAACUCAAGAGACACCUCAGCCACAUAGACUCUCCGACAGUGUUGUGUCACAAUGACCUCUUGUCCAAAAACAUCAUCUACAACCCAGCCAAAGGAUCAGUAAAAUUCAUUGACUUUGAAUAUGCUGACUUCAACUAUCAAGCAUAUGAUAUCAGUAACCAUUUCAACGAGUUUGCUGGUUUGAGUAAUGUAGACUACAGCCUCUACCCCAGCUGUGAACUGCAGAGGGACUGGCUGACUGCUUACCUAGAAAGCUACAAAGCCUGUACAGGUGUGGGGUCUUCAGCCUCUAAGGAGGAAGUCCAGGAGCUCUACAUUAAAGUCUGCAAGUUCUCACUUGUACUCAACCAGCUGAUAUUGACUCUGAAUGUUAAUGGAACUGCCAGAGGUUUCCAUGUCCUGUCCAGACCUGAAGGACUAAGGCCUCCCAUUUCUCUUGGGGUCUCUGGGCUCUGCUUCAGGCCAGAUAUUCCACUAUUGACUUUGACUUCUUGAGACACUGGCUCUGAGACUGGAACAAUAGCAGAGGCGUGCUGAGGCUGAGCUGACAGAGUCAGAACUGACCGCAAUGCUGACAGCUACCCAAGCAGAGGGCCGCCAUAAUUAAAACCAUGUCAUCAAUUGGCUUCAAACAGACAAGAAAGAGCGUAGAAAGAGACAGAGAGAGAGAGAGAGAGAGAGAGAGAGAGAGAGAGAGAGAGAGAAAGAGAGAGAGAAAUGUGGGAUGAAGAGACUAAAAAAAACACCAUUGCCAUUUUGGGGAGUUAUUUUCCAAAUUUUGUCACUUAAUAAGAAGCAGACAGGAGCAUUUGAAUUAUCAGACUGCCUAUGAAUAGUGAAACUGAGUGCAAGGAUUUUACUGAGUGAAAAUAUCGGUCAUCUCAAAGGUGUUCUAGUAAAUACAGCAUUUCACUUACACUCUUUGGUACUGUGACUGAAACACAAAUUGACAACCAGUAAAAGCAUGCCUAUGUGCAGGAGUCUAGCAAGGUAUGAUACAAAGACUUACAUUCUAGAGAUACAAAGACUUACAUUCUAGAGCAAGAUAUUCUGGUUAAGAUUGUCUUCAAUAAGAGUUUGACAUACUAAAAAUACAAAAUCAGGGAGAUACCUUUUUCAUUUAUAAAACAGUUCAUAUCACAGCAACCCUGCAACAGGUGCACUAACUGACACAAAGUCAACUGUGACUGCUUCAGAUAUGAAGUACAAUGUUAUGUCAAAGAUCCAAAAGAUACAAUAAAACUAGAAACUGAUACUUUUCACUUAAUGAUCAACAUUUAGUCCAUAAUUAAUGAUAACAUACUACAUCAAUAAAUGUUCUCAAAGCUACCAGUUAUGCAAACUGUUAGUGUGAAAUGAUCUUUAACUAUCAGUAUGUGUUUAGAAACCUUUACGUAAUGCGUAGAGAUUUCUAAGUUGCUCAGGAAUUAUGUGUUAAUGUUAAAUGAAUACCUCCACAAUACUAGCAAAACACACAUAUUAAUGUAACAGAGAUAUAAGAAAACAUCCCAUGCUUUGCAAAAACUGCACCACCUUUUUUCUUUUUAUUACCUAUUAAAUGUGUUUGGUAGACAAGGUUGUGUGAUUGCAUAGCACAAUGACACGAGAUGGGAAUCUUUUUUUCUUUUUUUUUUUAAAUCUAUCUCUGGCCAUUUUAGAGGUCUUUUGUACAACUUGAAUGAUACAAGUUCUUAAUAGCUGAAGAACUACAGUAGGACACAAUUAUGUUGAUCAAGGCUGUGUCUGUGUCUAAUAUUUAAUUAAAGGACUGUGCGUUAAAAAAGAAAUCAAGGUCUUUAGAAUCCUGUAAAAAUGUCCUUUUUCCCCAUUGACCAUUUUUUUCUUUUAAUGCAGAACUCAUACACUUUGGCUUAAUAGGAUGAAAUGACUCUUGUAGCUAAAGAAUUCUAUACACUUUCUCAGAGACGACUGGAAUACGGGUAGAACUAAAGCUUCUUUUUUAUUUGAUGGCGAUGUAUUUUCUUAAAACUGUAUUAAUGCAGCUCACAUUUUAUAUUUCCAAUUGAAAGUCUGUGUUGUUGUGCUUAGGAAUUUUAAUUAUUAUCUUUUCUGUAAUACCCCAAGCUUUGUACUUUUCAAAUUUGUGUGUGGGAGAGAAAGUUAACCUGUCUUAAAGAAGUUCCUUUGAAAAAAAAAAGCAAUUUUCGGUAAGACAGUAUCUUAGCUUCACAGCCCCGCAAACUCUGGCAGAAAUGUAGAAAGCGAUUCCAUUUACUGUGAAGAGGUUUUCAAGACACGUAUAAGCCUACCUCUUGUUCUCAUUAGUUUGUUCAAAUAUGUUUUUGCAUAUAUGCACUCCAGUGACUACAAAUUAGUAGCCUAAAAGGAGUCUGUGUGGAGCCUCUGGGCUCUCUAUAAUAUGGUAACCCACCUCUUUGUUAAGAAAGCCCUUUGAUAAAACACCAUUCAUGAUUUAAGAGUUGCUAGCUCUGUUAGGUCAACCAAGUUGUGUACUUACUUUUAAUGAAUGCUGGUAUGCUAUCUGUCAGACUGAACACUACCUUUGAUGCCCUCAACCAGAAGAGUCUCAAAAAAUGUUUGAAGUAUCUGCCUUUGUAAUAAUGAUUUGUAAUCCCCUUGAAGUUUAGCAAUAUUUAAAAGAGAGAGAAAAAAUGAUGUAUAAGAUGUGUUUUAGAAUGAUACUAAAUUGUGCCCUGAAGGUCAGAGUCUCUUAAAAAGAUCUUUAUUAAGCCACUUGGCUCUCAGUUGGAGUAGAAUUGUCAAUUCAAAGUCCAUCCAAUCAUAUUCAGUUUGUACACAUGUCAGUUUCUUUAAAUUAAUGUCUUGUGGGGAAAGAGAGAACCACCUGCAUUAAAACCUGUGCU